Messenger RNA from Histoplasma capsulatum G186AR, 890 nucleotides. RefSeq lists its product as uncharacterized. Bases 147 to 890 code for a protein of 247 amino acids. The record is from RefSeq and is a predicted model, not a curated record. Lineage: Eukaryota; Fungi; Ascomycota; Eurotiomycetes; Onygenales; Ajellomycetaceae. The transcript has a single exon.
CAUCGACAUUCAUUCUAUACCCAAGCGUUUUAUAUCUCAAAAAAUUAUUAUAUUACUAUGCCGUGAUGGACCGACACGGAGCCAUUUGCUCUUCUGGCGCCCUCAUUGCAGGGCCAGUGCUGUUUCUCCUCCCCAUCUAGCUUCAAAUGGAUGACAUCACCAUCCCUUCCACUUCGCACAUCACAAUGCUGGGCAUCUACAUAACCAACCUAAUAAUCCUCCCCAUAGCUCUCCUGAUAAUCAUCCCGCUCGCCUUCACUGCAACAAUUACCAUCUCUAUAGCUUUCGCAACCCUCUUCCUGCGCCUCUGUCUCGUCUACCUCGAUUUUUUCACCGCCCUCGCCAGAGCAUAUUUCCACACCCUGCCAAGCCCACCCAGCUCGACAGCUACAGGUGCAUACCCCGGCAGCCCCCAUUUUCACACCGUCCAUGACCCUACCCACCGCCGCAGCUCAUCCCAACCAGGCACGUACUCACCAACUGAGAACUUGACGUUCCGAGGCCGUAUCUACCACCGCAACUCACAAUUCCUGCUGCGGAAGGGCUCAACCCCGCCCGAGAGGAAGAGAAGACUCAGAAUACAAAAUUCACAGGGCAAUCCUCCACGGAUGUGCCCAUUAGCACGCAAACACAGCCUUCCAACGCCUGUAUCGCUGGGGACCUUUGUGAGUAAGGGGGACCUGGGGGACGAUUUUGAGCCGAUCAAUGGCCUCUUUCAAGCACCCGCGGGCGUUGCUGCGAGGCCACAGAUAACCCCGCCCUUAUCGGACGAAACCGGUGAUGGUGGACAUGGGAAUCGCGAUGGUGGUGAUGGUUUUGAUUUUGAGGACGAUGGCGAUGACGAUGACGAUGACGAUGACACUGCCGUUGCUGAUAUCCUCGACUAUUGA